CAGAGGAACCGGAGGAGAGAAACAACCAGAUUUAACGGCAGGAAACUGACUCUCACACAUUUACAGUACACUUUACAGUACACCUCCCCUAGAAACACCCUGUACCCGCGGGAUUAUCCCACAACACGUCGUAAUUUAUCGUAACACAGCCAUGCUAUUUUCACUUCUCUACAUUUUGGUUUCUUCGUAGGCGGAAGAAGCUGUGUUUGAAAAAAACACCAUUCUCCCUGUAUCAGUGCACUACAGAGGGUACACACACCGCGGCUCCAGCGCCCUACCGAGCCCACUGUGAGAGCGGCGGGAAGGGGUUUGGGACGCGGCCAGGGAGAGCGCGCGAGGGAGAGAGAGAGCGAGAGAGAGCGCGAGGUGUCGCGGGAGACAUUACCGUCGCUAUGGACUGGAGCAGCGCUCGAGCUCUGUGUGAGGUUCUCUUCAUAAUACACAGUGCUGCAUGUUUGAGUGAAAUACCAUCACCACAGCGUGUCAAAGUCAACUUGUCAGUGUUAAUCUGGGAUCGUCCAAAAAACUACACUAACAUCACAUACGCUGUUCAGUCCAACACGACGCUGAGCGACUGGCGUGACGUGUACACUGGCCCCCAGCAGCAGUUCAACUUCACAGCUACGGCUGAAGAUUUCUAUGGGAAGAAGUUCCGUGUGCAAGCCAAGAAGGGGAACCAAACCUCAAAAUGGGUGGAGUCACGGCUAGUCCAGUGUGCACACCUUCACACCUGUGCCCCUGUAAUUCAGCUGAAGGUGGAGAGAGACAUGGUGCACCUGUGGAUGAAACACAGAGACUCGAGUCUGAAGGCAAAUGAAGGUGGACACAUUGAGUUCAGACCUCUGUACUGGAAAAGAAACAGCACCAAUGAUAAACAGGAGCCUGGAUUCAACUCUGACUACCUCCUCAUUAGAGACCUUGAGCCGGGACAGGAGUACUGCUUCCAGGUUGAGUAUUUGCUUUUCCACAAGCCCCAUGGAAAGCCCAGCCGGGAAAUCUGUGCAGUGAUCCCUGAAACAUCCAAACAGAGAAGCCUGCGUUUUGUCAUGUACGGUGUGCUCGUGGUAGUGCUGCUGGCUAUCCUGGGAGGUUUCCUGUAUUUUGUCCACACGCAUUACAAAAGAAUUAAAGCACUGCUUCAGCCCCCUCUGGACAUCCCUGAGCACAUUCAAGAGUUCAUUUUCAGGGAGCUCCCUGAGUUUCCCCUUCCUGAGCGCCAGGUGACGGAGUCGUACGACUUGGUGAGUUACGUCGAGGAGGUUGCAGAAGACCAGGACAGAUAUAAUUUGGAAAAUGACAGAGAACAUGUGUGCUCCACGUAGUCCUGCCCUGAGGAACUUGUGAGAUGUUUUAACACUGUCUUUGUAUACUUUAUAUUUUCAUUCAUUGAUUUGGUGCAAUAGUGCCCCACCAUCAGGGAGUUCGUUUAGUUUUUUUUUAGCAUUAAAAUGCAUGCAAAGUGUUAAUUUUUUAACCAGUUGCACUUGAUUGUUCGACUGUUAAAAAGUGAAUAAUUUUGGAAGAGUUAAAGUGUUCCCAAAGGAGCCAGCCUCAUGACCAGCUUCCUGAUUUGCUGUUUUUGUUGGCUAAAUACGUAUAGGUGAAAUCUUUAGAUAAAUGAAAUAAUCCUUCUGCAGGUUUAACUGUUGGUUUAACUGUUAAGUUGUGCAGAGCUAUUUUGAAAUUGUGUGUGUGUGUGUGUGUGUGUGUGUGUGUGUGUGUGUGUGUGUGUGUGUGUGUGUAAGAGAAAGGUGACUAAUAGAUUAUAAGAUGCACUUCGACACUUUAAAUUCGGCCUGUUUUGAGUGACGAUCAUUACCUGCUGCAAUGUGGAAUUGUUAUACUGUGAACAGAACUGUGCGUGACACAAAGGUCAAAAUAUGAUUAUCGAACGACCUGAUGACAUAUUAUUCGUUUGUCACAGUCUGUCCCUAUAAAAUUUAGCUGAUUGGAAAACAUCAUUAUAAACAGGUUCGUGGAGGGACUUUUCUCAUGUCCACCUGGUACACUAGUUCUAAUUGAAGUCUGUUUCAGUUGUGACACUUUAAAAGUGAACAUGAGCCUCAUUUAUCAAGCAGGAUGUAAAUUCAUUUAUUCUUAAAAACUUUAUAUUAAAGUAUACACGUUAUAUAUAAAGUAUCAUGUUUACAGAAGGAUGUUGUUUUUCAUGAAAAUCUCAUUCAUAAAAGUUGAUAAAUGUACAUAUGAGGAGAUAAACUGAUUCCUAACCCUCGACUCAUCAUAUGUAUAUCAAGCGUAUCACUGACUUUAAAUCUCUUAUGUUUAUGAGGUUUACAAUGUUUAUUCAGAGCGACUUAUUGUAUUAAGGUGUUUUGGAGCCUUCAGAAGCAAACAUAAAGAAUAUUUCAUUAAAAACACUCAUUUUAUUUUUAGUGGCAUUAAUUAAAGAACAGAAAAAAUAAAGAAAGUGAGCCAAAAAAACAUAAAUUAGGACAAAUAAAACAACUCAUGCAUGCAACAUCUAAUUAUGACUAAAAAGACAUGCACUUACAGAGGGUUUAGUGCUAGAUCAAUAAUGAUUUUAUUAUUCGAUAUUAUUAAAUACUUUUUAACUAAUUUCCACUUCUGCCUUUCAGUCUUUACGUAGAUCGUUCAUUUCGUGCUCCCAGGUCUCUGUGCUCUUGGCCUUUUAUGGAAACAUUUAACAGACGUUUCAAUUCUGCUGGAAAAUUUUAGAUUAUGAAAAACAAUCACACACAUUUUACCUGAAAGAUUGAUAAAUGAGGCCCGGUGUAAAAAAAGAUCUAUACGAUGACAUGCUGCACCUGGUUGUUGUGAACUACGUUGCUGCACCACUGAAAAAAUCAUCUAUCAUGUUUGUAAUAACACUUUAUGCAGCAUUUGUUCAUAACCUCCACAGCUAAGCAACAUGUUCUAAAUGUAUAAAUACAGUAAGAUCAUUUCAAGAUCUUAAAAUCAAGCACUAAAAGAGAUUUAUUGAGGAACGGGGUCGCGACCCAUCCUGAGCCUGAGAAGCAGUUCAUUUUGGCAGAGUUAAAAUCACAGCCACUAAAAUCUUCAGCGCUGAUUUGUCUUCUAUAAAUCUUUUGUAAGCAGGACAUUCGUCACAUGCAGCAAAUGUACAGCAUUUGGUUAUUUUGGACAUGCGUACUUUAGCCUUUAUUGUAAUAGCAUUGAUUUUUCUUGUGUUUUGUUUGCUGCUUAGUACUGUUCAUAUUUUAUGUCCUUGUUUCUGAGAAUCAGUUAUUGUUGAUGCACCAGGUUUUUUUUAUAUGCAUUGAUUUCCAUAUAUUUUCACAUUUUAUGUUUUAUCUUUGUAUUCACUAACUAAACACAUUCUUUUUGCUGUGUGAAAAUAAUAAAAAUGUGAAUGUUUGUAGAAAA
Clarias gariepinus (North African catfish) is the source of this 3366-nucleotide messenger RNA. It is a transcript of the gene ifngr2, whose product is annotated as interferon gamma receptor 2. The record is from RefSeq and is a predicted model, not a curated record. NCBI's taxonomy places the organism in Eukaryota, Metazoa, Chordata, Actinopteri, Siluriformes, Clariidae. Gene Ontology annotation, molecular function: protein binding. Bases 393 to 1322 code for a protein of 309 amino acids. The transcript is spliced from 7 exons.